GUCAGCAAAUGUACCUUCAACAGUGGCCAUCAUGUUCAUUCUUUCAAUGACAUGCCUUGGAAUAAUAAAUUUCUCUCAGACUCGGCACAAAGUUACAGGCAUCUGCAGCGUCACUUAAAACUAAGCCGUGUUCUUCAAACCAAAACUUAAUUGUUGAAUUCUGUCUGGAUUGUGAUUAGAAAUGCCGUUGUUCAGUCGAUCUUGUAAUAGCAAAGCACGUUUAGACGGUAAAACGGUUAUUAUAACCGGUGCUAAUAGUGGCAUUGGAAAAGAAACUGCGGGGGACCUUUACAGGAGAGGAGCCAGAGUGAUCUUGGCAUGCAGAGACCUGGCCAGAGCCAAAGCUGCUGUAAAGGAUAUAUACAAGAUUCCACCAUCUAAAUAUCGCGAAGAACGGUUCAUCGGAGAGUUUGGCGAACUCGUUGUUUACAAAUUGGAUCUGAACAGCUUGGCCAGCAUCAGGGAAUGUGCGAAACAGAUAUGGAAAACAGAACCUGCUGUUCAUAUUCUCAUCAAUAACGCUGCGGUUAUGAUGGUUCCCAAGGGGGUUACCGAAGAUGGCUUCGAGAUACAAUUUGGUAUCAACCACCUGGGUCACUUUCUUUUUACACUGCUACUCCUGCCGAAGAUCAUUCAAAGUCAAAAACACCCGGAUACCUGCGGAAGGAUCAUCAACGUUUCGUCCUCAGCUCAUAAUUUGGUGAAGAUCAAGGUUGAAGACCUCAUGUCAGAUAAGACGUACAACCCCUUCAUGGUCUACUGCCGUAGCAAGCUGGCGAACAUAUUAUUCACUCGAGAAUUGACUCGCAGAUUGAAAGGAUGUUGCAUUUCAGAAGCAAAUGUCGCCGGUGUAAACACCUACACACUUCAUCCGGGAAUCUUCAAGUCCAACCUCAGCCGCCAUUUUGAUCAGGUUUUGUUUAGGGGUGUAAGAUUUUUCAUCAGAAUAGGAGAAUUAUUUGUAAAGACUGCGAAAGAGGGCGCCCAGACAACUAUCCAUUGUGCCGUCGAUGAGGGUGCCGCAAAACAGACGGGUCUCUACUACAGUCAAUGCGCGGUGGCUCAACCUUCAAACGCGGCGCUGAACGACUUAACCGCAAUCAAACUUUGGAAUGCGAGUAUUGAACUUGUUGGUCUUCCAACAAGCGAUUUAAGGGAUCUGAUCCAAAUAAUCUCCAAGGAGUAUGCCAUGUGAACGGUUUGCUGAUGGUGACGAAGGAUACUACGACGUCACCUGAAAUUGUUCACAAGUGUAUGGUAUCACGUACCUAUUAAGGGCUACAGUUAUUGCAUUAUUGGUAAUUUAGAUGAAAAUUGUAUAGUGGUAGAAUAUUCCACUGAAUUUGCAAAAUUUGAAUGAUAAAUUAUCAGUUCAUUUUAAUCAACAGUGUAACGUUAAACAACGAAGAGUGCGGAAAUGUUGCCAAUACGAUUACUUUAACAAAUCUGAAAAAUGCAUUAUAGCAGCAAUGAAUUUUAUGUUCUCAGUGUAUCGAUCUGAACAUUGUCGCCUUUGGUUAUCAAGGAUAAGUAAUUGCAGAAAAAAUCCCCCGAGCAUUACGCCGUGCUCAUUUCACUAUCUGCAAUAAUUCGUUAGUACGAGUCCAGCGGUCGGUUAUAAUUAAAAACCAUUUCACUAUCCUUUAUUCUACAUGGAAGUCGGAUAAUUUUCGAUCUGAAAGCACUCGUGUGUUUGAAUUGCGAAAUAAUCACAGCUGAGCCGAGCGAAGAUUAAGUCCGCAGUUUUAACAAAAAUUUAUCAAUGGAUCAUCAUCUGAAGAGCAC
Molecule: messenger RNA, 1785 nt
Organism: Neodiprion virginianus
Lineage: Eukaryota; Metazoa; Arthropoda; Insecta; Hymenoptera; Diprionidae
Product: retinol dehydrogenase 12-like
Exons: 6
Coding region: 182-1195 (337 amino acids)
Source: RefSeq, a predicted model, not a curated record